Messenger RNA from Saprolegnia parasitica CBS 223.65, 153 nucleotides. RefSeq lists its product as hypothetical. The annotation marks the transcript as partial. The record is from RefSeq and is a predicted model, not a curated record. The transcript has a single exon. NCBI's taxonomy places the organism in Eukaryota, Oomycota, Saprolegniomycetes, Saprolegniales, Saprolegniaceae.
AUGCUCCUCCUCUACCGCAAGUACCGAACGGCCUACCUCGCGAGCGAAGACGCCGAGUAUCUGCGAGCAACGUGCACAAGCUCCAUCUUGCACGAAGACGACGGGCCCACGCAGUUUGUGGGUCUGCCGACGCCAGACGAGAAACGGGACAUG